AUGGUCUUCCCUUGGUCAGCGCGAACCACACGUCCUCCAUGCGUCCCGGUCUCUGGCGACGGUCAUCCAAUGACGUCCAUGACGGCUGAUGUUCUUCUCGAAAUGGUCUGCCCAUCGGGUCGCUGGUCGUCCACGGGUGCUCCUCGUGUUUCUGGUAAUCCAAGAUGUUACUCUUGUGCUCCAACGCUCGUCUGUACUUCUGAUGACGUGUCCUGCCUAUCGAUGUUUGCCGCGGCUGGUUUGCUUUUCAAUAUCCCUGCUUUGGGAUAUUUGGUCUGUGCUUCUCUGAUUUUGGUUCCAUUGUUGGUAGCGGGUGGUGCCGAGAAGAGCUCUUUCCAGUGCGCGGCAUGCCGUUUUCAAAGCGAUCUUCUUGGUGUCCUUGAUUUGGCUUGUGACUUACCGGACGUUUUUAAAGGUUCUUGACUUCCCGGAUGUAAAACAACAUUGAUGUUCUUCCUUCAUGAAAUCUUCCUUUUCAGAAAUCUUCGAUUCAAAAAUGUUCUUUCGAGCUAACUUGAUCAAUGCAAAACCAGACCAAGCAUCUUUUGAGAAAUAGCUGAAAGCUCCAAUUAGUGAACUCCAAGUGAAAUUACCAGGUUCAAGGUUCUCAUUAAACAGCAAAAGCAAUUUCAACCAGUCACGUCUAUUAGAAAUUGCGUAAAUCUUGUUACCAAGCUAACAAUUUUCAUUCAAUACCGCGCCAAACUUUUGCUCGAUUUUUGCUGGAAAAUGGAGGCUGCUUACCUAAUACCGCUCUCUAUUUUUUAUCCCAUUCAUUUUGUAAUAGUUAUUUCAAUGCAAUCAUUUUUGCUGUUUAUUAUGAUUCGAAAAACGCCAGCGACACUUCAAGGCCUUCGAUUUUAUAUGGCAAAGUCGUGUGUUGUGGAAAUGAUUGUGAUAUUUCUUAUUUUCUUCGCUCAAUUUAGGUUUGUAGUUCUAAAAAUUCUGGCUCUUACAAACUUGAAACUUCUAAGAAAAAACUGCUGGGAAUUUAAAAAAGCACGUGUCAGCUCCAAUUCAUGUUUUUGAAUCUCUUCUGCGCAAGUUGGUUCAGGUCCGGCCCAAAAAAUGGCCCGCAUUUCAAUGAGCCGCACUGAACUACCUGCGCCUCAAGCUUCAAAUUGAUUAUUAAAAAAAUUUAUUGCCAUUUCAGAAGUAUAAAUAAUCAUAUUUCGUUGGCAGUCCUUUGUUACGGACCUGCAUCUUAUUUUUCUGACACAAUUUGUUUCUACUCCUUCAAUGCGGUUCAGGUAAUUUCCAAAAAAUACUCACACCUUUAAUUUCAUUCAUUUAUCGAUCUCAAUCAAUAAAUCAACUGAAAAACGUUAACUUUCUAUUUUCGGUUUUUUCCAGGUAGCCGCAGCGGAAGCUUCUUUCUCAAUCGCUCAUACAGUUUAUUACAAAUAUCGGAAUGCCUUGGAUUUCUCGAAAAAGCAGUCAUUUUUCAGUAUCCUAGGACAGACGAGCAUAACCGUGUUGCCCUUGAUAGCAUUGAUGGUAAGAAUGAUUUGACCAUCCUUCUUAUUAUUUUUCCAUAUUUCUCCCAAUCAAAAAUGGCAUUAAUUCAGAUAACCAUGACGAUUGGGAGCUCGGACAUCCCGGCUAUUCGCGCAGAGACCCAAUCAGAACAUCCCGAAUACCUUAUAACAGAAGAUACAGUACUCGCGGGGUACAGUAACAUGCGAGAUCCUGUCAGUGUCAUAGCCCUGACGAUAAUCGGCCUUGUGGCUUAUGGCACAUUCCUUUUCACCUUCAUUUGCAGAAAGUAAGCUUUUUGCAUUUUUCAUUCAAGACCUCAAGAAUUGGGGAAGAGGACUUUUUCAAAGUGUCAAUUACAGGAAAAUCGAGAAAAGUUUCCAAGAAAAAAGUGAGCAUCUUUCGGAGCAUACAAAAGAGCAUGCUAGGACCUUCAUACGUGUAAGUUUUCAUCAAAAAAAAAAAAUCUUUUAAGGAAAUUGCGCCCCAUGGCGAAAAAGCAGCCUGAAUAAGUUUCCGGACCUGUUUUAGCAUCUUCCUGCGCUUUUAAAUAACAUUUAAAUUAAAUAAACUUUUUGGCGACUUCGUUUUUGAUGUUUAGCCGUGGAGCGCAGUUACUUCUUUUUAUUUUUUUCAAUGUUUGGAAUCUUUUUUGAUAAACUAAAAAAUUCUAAUGAAAAAUAUUAAAACUCAGACUUUAACAAUUCAAUCACUUGUGCCGGCCAUCGUCAACAUUCCUACCAUCACUUUGUUCAUUUACAAACAGUACACAGGUUUCUUUUAAGAUCAAAAGUCUUUGAUGUAGUGUGUAAUGAAGCAUAUUUUCAAAGUCCUGACAUGGAGGGUCAUUUUACUUUGCGGUUGAGAAUUCGCUGAAAAUGAUGAGAACAAUCCUUGGUUCACAGGCCUUGAAAGUUUCAUCGUGCACAACUUUCUCGUUUUUGAGUAAGGACUUUUCAAAACUAAAAAGAACCCAAAAUCCGUUGAAAAAACUAUCUUUGGGCCCGUAUUUCUCGAAACCUAGGGAAAUUUGCAGGUUCAGGCUUUCGAAACCUUUAUCUGGUACAUCAAGAAAUGUUCUGAAUAACUUUUCCCAGCUCCCAUAUUGAAAGACCUUCCUUGUGAGCCGUUUCAGUAGUAUAUUAGGGCGAAUUUGAAAUAUUUACGACGUUUUUCUUAAACUGCCACUUUUUCAGGUACAACAAUAUUUAUUACCGAGUUCAUGAUGCCGGUUGUCAUGGCUAUACCGAUCACAUUAAAUCCACCAAUGGUUCUCUAUUUCGUUCAACCGUAUCGGAAAGCUGUUGCUUCAUUAAUUUUCAAUAACAAAUCAGAAGAUAGAUCUUCCCGGAAUCGAUCAAUUUGAUUUGAAUCUUUCUUUUUUGAUCUUGAGAAUAAACUUUUGGUUCAAAAAAUUAAAAACUAGGUUCCAGAGCGAAGAGCGAAAUAGCAAGCAAAAUAAGAGCGCAUACAGAAAAUGGAUAGAUUUUUUAGAAGUACUUUUUCUCAUGUUACCUGAUUUUUUGUGGGUGUGAAGCUAUUUGAUUGAUUGAAGAAUUCAAUUAGACAUAAAAAGGUUAAAACGAGUUAUUAAAAAGAGAUUUACUAAAAUUUUUUUAAUCACAGCUGCCCACUGCUAUUUUUGACUCUCAGCCCGAAAAUUGCUAGUUUCAAGGGUCUUAUCAAACAACUAGACUGCGUCGGGAGCAAUUUGAGCCAGUCACGGCCAUUAGAACUUGCGUAAAUCUUGUUACGAAGCCGAAAAAGUUCAUAAAUUGCGCAUAGUUUUGGUCAACUUCCUACUCAAAAAUGGAGGAUGCCUAUCGAUUAUCGCUCUCUAUUUAUUAUCCUAUCCAUUAUGUCUUAGUUUUUUCGAUGCAAUUCUUUUUGUUGUUUAUUAUGACAAGAAAUACGCCUAAGGCGCUUCAAGGCCUUCGAUUUUAUAUGGUAAAAUCGUGCUUUGUUAAAAUGGUCGUCACGAAUCUCAUUUUCUUCGCUCAAUUUCGGUUCGUGUUUGUAAAAAUAAAAAUGAAGGGUGGGCUUUCGAUACAGUCUGAAUUUUCUGUGUUUUUUCUUUUUUUAGUUUUGAUCAUGCAUGUAGAGAAAAGAGAGCGCAGAGAAGCUGGAGAGCAAAAAAAGUAUAGCGUGUUAAAAAAUAGAUAGGAAAACUUGAUAAAAAAAAAUCCUGAUAAGCAAACUGAAUAUUAGAAAUUUGCCUGGAUCUAAGCAAAAAUUGAAAAAUGAAGCAGAACGAAGCUUUUUGAAAAAAAAAAGGUUCACAAAAUUUUCCAUUUUUUCCAGGAUAUCGAAACUUUCUCUUUGAAUAAAAAAUGCUCGAUUGAAACUUUAAGAAUAUGUUUUUGAGCAAAUGAAGCUCAUUUUCGAUCUUCUAGUGUGAUAAUUAUAGAAACUGUUGAAAAACCUGAAAUUUCAUAGAAUGGUUAAAAUGACCCUUUUGAAGAGAAAAACCAGCUAGUUUUUAUUAAUAAUUCUUCAAAUUAUUCGAAUUUUUAUCACCGAUACUUUUUUAGCACCAUAA
This is a messenger RNA of Caenorhabditis auriculariae, 4015 nucleotides long. The record is from the annotation of a GenBank genome assembly. Lineage: Eukaryota; Metazoa; Nematoda; Chromadorea; Rhabditida; Rhabditidae.